ACGGUGUGUGCACGUCCGUUGUGUUGCUCCUGUCUUAAGUGCAUAUUUUUUCUGCCGCAAGCCGCCUUCGGGCUUUUUAGUUGCAGGUUCUUGCAAGUCUUUUGUUGCUCGUCACGUGCUGUUAUUAGCACGCAUCGGGCUAUCGCCGAUUCCUGGUAUUUGCAUGACGAAUGUUCUCAUUAUUGCGCUAUUAUUUCUGAGAAUCAUUCCCUGGAGGAUGCUGUCCUUUUCUGCGCAUGCGCCUGCCGCUUGAUCUGUACUUUCCUACACCUGCUGUUCUGGCGUGCCGUCGAGUUGGAGUCGAUAUCGACGUUCGACGAUCGAUAUUGGGACUUCGAGCUGUCUCAUACACAGUGUGCUCGGGUCCAUGUCAGUCAACUGCUUAGUCACGUCGCGUAACUUGGGCUGUCUACAUAGUCGCGUCGUGUAACUUGGGCCACUCGUGUGUCGAACAUGGAAUCGCGUACAUGUGUCAAGUGCAAAAAGUCGAUCGCCAACCAGGUGCUCGAGUGCUUGGUGUGCAAGCGGGUGUUUCAUCCCGGCUGCAUCAAGGCCCACGCUGCAACCAAGUAUGCGGAUACUUGCUGCAGAGCACUGUCGGCUUCGCUCGGCGCCCCUCCUUCACCGGCCAUUGAUGUGCACGCUUUCGAUUUUUCGGGUGGAUCAUCAUGUGCUCCGAUGCAGACUCAGGUACAGGCUCGGGUGCAAUCUCAUGAUCACGCCUCGAUUGAUGUCAUGUUCCGGAAACUGUGUGAACAAUUACGGGAUUCGGAUGCUAAACUCUCUGCCUUCGUCGAGGAGCAGCGUCGUACAAACAAGGAGAUCAACGAUAAAUUGAAUAGGCUCGGUCUCAUUGCGGACACCGUCGCUCUUAACACGCAGCGCAUUGACAAGCUUGAGCAAGAGAGUUCUGCUCUGGCGCGCGACGUGCAGGCUUUAAAGGCCGCUCAGCUUGUCCCGUGUGCCCGCGAGGAUACUGAGAGGGAUCUGUCUGCAGCAUUGCGUGUCCCUCGAACGUCGGAUUUAAUAAUCUCUGGCAUCCCAUCUUCUGUUACCGAGUCAUCUUGUGAGCUCGUUGAGUGUGUUUUUCGUGCGCUGGGAAUCCCUCAGCUUGUCUCCGACGUUCUCGAGACACGUGAUGUUGCGACGCGUGUUGCGUCGUCGGAUCAUGAUGCUGCGUCCGCGUCCGCGUCCGCCCCUGCCGUCGAUCGUGCGGACGUUCGGGAUCGGCGCAAACCGAUCAUUGUCGCGCUCAAGUCGCGUGAGAUUCGUGACCACAUUAUCAAGGUCAUGCGCGUUAGGCGCCGACUCCCUGUUAGCGACGUUUUCUCAACUAGCAGACCUGGCAACAUUUAUAUAAAUGAAUUGCUCCCGAGUCACACUUACAAGUUAUUGCGCCAAGCGCAAGUCGGGGCGAAGCAGCUGUCGUUCGGGCACGUGUGGAGCAGCGACGGGCGUGUUUUCGUCCGCAAGGACCGUGGCCAGCCACCGAUUCCUAUCGCCUCCGAGGCUGAUCUUGAUAGGCUCCAGUGACUCUCGACGGGAGCUGUGGUUC
This is a messenger RNA of Temnothorax curvispinosus, 1555 nucleotides long. RefSeq lists its product as uncharacterized. Lineage: Eukaryota; Metazoa; Arthropoda; Insecta; Hymenoptera; Formicidae. The transcript has 2 exons. The coding region runs from base 454 to 1533 and encodes 359 amino acids. The record is from RefSeq and is a predicted model, not a curated record.